AUGGGGCUCCUCAGGAUUAUGAUGCCGCCCAAGUUGCAGCUGCUGGCGGUGGUGGCCUUCGCGGUGGCGAUGCUCUUCUUGGAGAACCAGAUCCAGAAACUGGAGGAGUCCCGGUCGAAGCUAGAAAGGGCUAUUGCACGACAUGAAGUUCGAGAGAUUGAGCAGCGACAUACCAUGGAUGGCCCUCGGCAAGAUGUAGCUUUAGAUGAGGAAGACGACAUGGUGAUCAUUUAUAACAGAGUCCCCAAAACUGCAAGCACCUCUUUUACCAAUAUUGCCUAUGACCUGUGUGCAAAGAAUAAAUACCAUGUUCUUCACAUCAACACUACCAAAAAUAAUCCAGUGAUGUCACUGCAAGAUCAGGUGCGCUUUGUAAAGAAUAUAACUUCCUGGAAAGAGAUGAAACCAGGGUUUUAUCAUGGGCACAUUUCUUAUUUGGAUUUUGCAAAAUUUGGAGUGAAGAAAAAGCCUAUUUACAUUAAUGUCAUAAGGGAUCCUAUUGAGAGGCUAGUUUCUUACUAUUACUUUCUGAGAUUUGGAGAUGAUUAUAGACCAGGAUUAAGAAGACGAAAACAAGGAGACAAAAAGACCUUUGAUGAAUGUGUAGCUGAGGGAGGCUCAGACUGUGCUCCAGAGAAGCUCUGGCUUCAAAUCCCCUUCUUCUGUGGCCACAGCUCGGAAUGCUGGAAUGUGGGAAGCAGGUGGGCUAUGGAUCAAGCCAAGUAUAACCUGAUUAAUGAAUACUUUCUGGUGGGAGUAACUGAAGAGCUUGAAGAUUUUAUCAUGUUACUGGAGGCAGCUCUACCCCGGUUCUUCAGGGGUGCUGCAGAACUCUAUCGUACAGGAAAGAAAUCUCAUCUUAGGAAAACCACAGAGAAGAAACUCCCUACUAAACAAACCAUUGCAAAACUACAGCAGUCUGACAUUUGGAAAAUGGAGAAUGAGUUCUAUGAGUUUGCACUAGAGCAGUUCCAGUUCAUCAGAGCCCAUGCUGUCCGAGAAAAAGAUGGAGACCUCUACAUCCUUGCACAGAACUUUUUCUAUGAAAAGAUUUACCCUAAAUCGAACUGA
Molecule: messenger RNA, 1071 nt
Organism: Budorcas taxicolor (takin)
Lineage: Eukaryota; Metazoa; Chordata; Mammalia; Artiodactyla; Bovidae
Gene: HS2ST1
Product: heparan sulfate 2-O-sulfotransferase 1
Exons: 7
Coding region: 1-1071 (356 amino acids)
Cellular component (GO): membrane
Molecular function (GO): heparan sulfate 2-sulfotransferase activity
Source: RefSeq, a predicted model, not a curated record